Messenger RNA from Funneliformis geosporum, 228 nucleotides. Lineage: Eukaryota; Fungi; Glomeromycota; Glomeromycetes; Glomerales; Glomeraceae. The record is from the annotation of a GenBank genome assembly.
AUGGCUUUGGUUACUCCCGCUGUAGCUCCAUUCAAAUGGACAGUUGACAUUGCAAGAGAAUUAAUUCGACUUCGACGUGAUAAUCAUGAUGAUUUUGAGGUUCGCCGCUUCUCCCUCUCAAUGUCAAAGAAAAUGGUACUCAUUAAAAUAUGGGUACAAAAAUCUCAAGAGGUUGGAUGCUGGGGAGAAUCCUCACGACCAACCAAUAACAAACCUAACUUUGCAUAA